Molecule: messenger RNA, 5876 nt
Organism: Athene cunicularia (burrowing owl)
Lineage: Eukaryota; Metazoa; Chordata; Aves; Strigiformes; Strigidae
Gene: ELOVL1
Product: ELOVL fatty acid elongase 1
Exons: 9
Coding region: 316-1188 (290 amino acids)
Biological process (GO): fatty acid elongation, monounsaturated fatty acid; sphingolipid biosynthetic process; fatty acid elongation, polyunsaturated fatty acid
Cellular component (GO): endoplasmic reticulum membrane; endoplasmic reticulum
Molecular function (GO): fatty acid elongase activity
Source: RefSeq, a predicted model, not a curated record
UUCCCAGUGCUUUGGGAUUCUUGGACCUGUUUGCAUAAUUUCUUUUCAGCUGUUCAAAGCUCAGCUUUGGGUUCCCUAUCUCCUCCCAGCUCCUUGCUGAAGAGGAUCAGGAUCCAGGAGUAGUCAAAGGAGAGUUAGCAUCUCCCUUGUGCAGAGAGAACAGGUACCAACCACUGAGCUGUGAACACCUGCAGUGUAGCAUGGAGGGCAGUCAGAGCAGAUGACUGGCUGGGUGGUGAACCCCUCAAAGUGCAGAGGGACAUCAAGUGCUGGUGUUCUGCUGAGAGGAAGUGGCAGAGAGAUACUGCCACCACCAUGGAGGGGAUUGUGACCAUGUAUCAGGACUUCAUGAAGAAAGCAGACCCCCGCAUCGCUGAUUAUCCACUGAUGCAGUCCCCGUUCCUUGUAAUGGGCAUCCUUCUGGCAUAUGUCUACUUUGUACUAUCCUUGGGUCCCCGGCUAAUGGCCAACAGGAAGCCUUUAAACCUGAAGAAGUUCAUGGUGCUAUACAACUUCUUUCUGGUGGGACUCUCACUUUACAUAGUCUAUGAGUUCCUGAUGGCAGGGUGGCUUACUGGGUACACCUGGCGAUGUGACCCUGUGGACUUCUCGCAGGACCCCAAGGCCCUCAGGAUGGUCAGUGUCGCUUGGCUCUUUGUCUUCUCCAAGUUCAUCGAACUGACAGACACGGUUAUCUUUGUCCUACGGAAGAAGAAUGAACAGGUCACAUUUCUGCACCUCUUUCACCAUUCAGUUCUGCCUUGGAGCUGGUGGUGGGGAGCUAAGUUUGGUCCAGGGGGAAUGGGCUCGUUCCAUGCUAUGAUCAAUUCCAUGGUGCAUGUUGUCAUGUACUUCUACUAUGGGCUUUCAGCAGCAGGACCUGCCUUCCAGAAGUACCUUUGGUGGAAGAAGCACAUCACAGCCAUCCAGCUGGCACAGUUCGUGAUUGUCUCCAUCCACAUCUCCCAGUAUUACUUCAUGCCCAGCUGCCAGUACCAGUUCCCUAUCUUCAUCCACCUCAUCUGGAUUUAUGGGACCAUCUUCUUCAUCCUCUUCUCCAACUUUUGGUACCAGUCCUACACCAAGGGCAAACGGUUGCCCAGGGUGGCUCAGCAAGCAGCCCAGCACAAUGGUAGCAGCAUCCAUGAGAAUGGCACUGUCACCAACGGCAAGGUCAAAGCCAACUAGAGGGCAAGGCCCUCCCAGAGCCAAUGAGAGCCCCGGGGCAGAGGCAGCUGGGACCUGUUCCCCUGCUCCUGGGUGCCACUAGCCAAGUCAAGUGCCUACAGACUGUUGUACCCCUGUGCCCAGCCCUGCUGUCCUCUGUCUGCAUGCCCAGCCCCUCUGCUCUGAGCAGCCGUGGGCAACUUCUCCAGUUCCUGGAAGGGCUCGUGCGGUUUCUCAGUGUUGCUGAGCAGAGAGGCAGCUGCCUGCCUCACAGCUGUGGGGCUGCAGUCCCAUUCCAGUGUUUCCAAAGGAACUUCCCCCAAGUGCCUACAUCUGGCCCUUCUGCCUAGGGGCCAUUUCCUUCUGAGUAGGACCAAAAGAAGAGACUGGUCCCUGUCCUGGUGCCCUCUCCUCUACCCUGUCUCAUCACAGCCUGUGUGGGUGAGCAGACUUGUCCCUGGCUGCCUGCUGCUGCCAGCUCAAGUGUGAGUGCUCCUGCUCUACCAUGCCUUGUGCCAUUUUGUUCCAUGCCACAGUGCUGCAUGUCCCUUCUGGUCCCUGUGUGUCCAGGUGUGGGGUCCUGCCCUGGUGUAUGUGCUCAGGUGUGGCUGUGGAGAAUGUAGGGGCAGCGCGUAUGGGGCUCGAGGGCCCAGCCCUGCCCAGUACAGUACACGUGCCCUGUGCCUAGUACGUAGUAGGGGUUGUGACAGCCUGAAAUGCCUCACCCACGUGCUGAGCCCAGGUUGCCUUGCCUUUCUGUGCCUAGGCUGGGUGCUUUGUGUGCACUUGAGCCACACUUGCCUGAUCCUGUAUAGCAGCUGGAGGCUUGCUCUAGAAUGGGGGAGGCCAAGCUCAGCCUUGACUUGGACCACUUCCAUUCCUGCAAACUCAAGACUUGAGCAAUAAUUGCCCCUAGAAUCAGCUCCUGGGCUCUCCUGCUUGGGACCAGCCCUGGACUGGCCCAGCAGGAGCACAGCAGAGGAUGGCUGUAGUGUGCCCUGCUGUGGUGUAACAGCGAGCACCUCUUGCCUCUGUGGAUCUGACUGGACCUGGGUGAAGGUGUAUGCUGCCCUACAGCAGGGCAGUGCAGCAGCUCUCCUGGGCCUGGCACCCAUCACCUGCUCUGACUGUAACCAAAACCAUGCUGAUGGCCUUGAGGCUGAGGUGAAGGAGCCAGGCCCUGUCAGAUUGGGCUGCUCUUCUAUCACAAAUAAACAGACAGAAGGAGAAAUGGCUCUGCCCUCUUGUUUCCCUGUCUUGAUGUGCUCAGAAGUUGUUCCAGAUGCUUGGUCCUACCCAGUGUGGUUGGAGGCAGGGCUGGGAGAAGCAGCUGGCAUAGCAGGUUUGUGUGUUGGGGGGAGAGGGUGAUAGCAGUGUGCUGAUGAAGCAGAUGGCAGAUUAUUUCCAAGGGCUUUGGUAGAUCCGUGCUCAGGGCAGGAAAUGUGUCAAGGCUCCUGUUGUGAAAGUGGCUCCACCCUGUGAAAGAAUGGCUGGGGUGGAGUGUGGGUGUGGGCUGGGACCCAGGCCAGCAGCCCAGGAGGAGCUGCUGCUUUUCAGAAAUCCUGGGGAGCUGAGGUGUGGCAGAGCAGGGAAUAGAGACCCUGGAAACCUGGGUGAUGGGGAAACAGCAGUCUCUUGCUUUCUGUAUCUGCUGAAGCCAAAGCUGCUGCCAUCUGUGAUUGCCCCUGCAGCUUGGAUUUGUGCAGAAUGUAGCUCAGGUCGGUCAGAAGGAAGCUGAUGUUGCUGCUGCCUUGCUCUUGCUGCAGAACUUCAUCUUACCUGGCUGGGCUCUAUCUCCCGACCACCUGGGACAGCCUGGCUUCCCUUCAGCGCUGUUAGGGUCAAUUACUGCCUUCCCCAUCACCUUGUGACCGGGGCCCUCCUGAGUGGAGAAGCCAGCCUAGGUGCUGAGUCAACCCUGGGAAGAGGGAUGGGUAGCCAGCUGGGCUACUUGUGGCUGGAAGGAAUGUAUUAGACCAGCAGACCUCUAGAAGCUGAGUUUCACUGUAGGUUAGGUUGGGGAGUGGAUGUCUAACCAAAGCCCUAGAGCAGGGCUUGGUGUGAGGGGAAAGCUCUGCUGACCCUUCGUAAGCUGCUCAACAUCUCAAGGCCAUACUCUGAAAUGUAGGAAAACCUCUUUGUGUGACCUGAACUGGUGUCACCAAUAUACCAAACUGCAGUUGGCAUCACCCUGUUUUACAGGGCUCAGCGCCCUUGUACAUAUGAAGCCUUAAAAUGGGAUCUGGCUGCUGCACUGGGUAGUGUUCUUGUUGCUGCUGCUUCUCUGUGGGCAAGGACUGGCAGGAGAGCUUGUUCUGGUCCCUGCUGAAGGGGCAUGUAACAUGAUUUCAGUGCUCAGAAUUCAUCACUUCAGGAGCUGUAGGCUGACAGUCCAGCUGAGAUGGAGCAUUCCCUGUCUAGCCUCCUUCUCCCUUCACUGCCCUCCCCCCUCUGGCUCUUCAUAAAGUCCUCUCUUUUGCCCAAAAUAGUAACAAUACUUUAAACUCCUUAUGCUUGGCAUUUCAAAGGAGGCUGUUCCCUACGUGUGCUUUACUCUCCCUUCCUCCAAUUGUUCCUGUUAGCUGUGAUCUUUUUCUAUGGGCUGUGGCACUUGGUAAUUUAUAUGCUGUCAGGGUCAGUCUGGGCUGCUGUUCUGAACCGAUUUCACACCUUAUAUGGCAGCGUUUCCUGGGCCAGCUCCUUCCUCUGCUCCUCAUUGCUCCAGGGCAGUAGGACCAGUAUGGGGCCAAAGGAAGACAAUGCAAUACCAUCACCUUCUGGUAAUGCCUAGAGGACUUCGAAGGGGUGUGUAAAUGCACAGCCGCUGGGGCUGGGUAUGUGCUAAGGAGAGAGGCAAGACAGGCUCUGCUGUUACGCAGGAGUGAAGAAAAUACACCAGCUUUCAGGCUUGUAAAGCCUUCCAGGGUCAGGAGCUACUGGAAGCGUUAAUCUGCUGUGGGGCCACAGGGCCAGUCUGUGCUAACUCCCAGCAUCAUGCAGGGGUGUGGGGCAGGGACCUACAAUCUUCUGGUGAAGAGUCUAAUCUUGGGUGGGGGGCUCCUGACCCCUUCCCCAUUACAUCCAGCUGCUGUUCUCAGAGGUGCUUCUGAAGAGGAAGGAGAGCUUCUGCUUCCUCCUUGGAUCUCCCCUGCUCUUCCCUGGGUGGCCAAAGGGGGAUGCACCAACAUCACUGCUGGGAAGGUGCUGGGCUCAGCUGCUGUAAGCUGAUUUUUGAGACUGUGCUGCUAUGGGUGGCAAUAGGUGGGGGGCUGCUCUGGUGUGGGAGGGUGCAUGCUGGCUGGCCUCCCCACAGCACAGGGUGGUGCAGCACUGCCCACCUUUGAAGGCUCCAGCUGGCUUAAGCCUCAGGAGGCAGAGCAGGAGCCUGGCGCCAGGUACAGCAUGGUACUGUGCUGAGAGGAAGGUGAAAACAGUUAAUAAUAAUCCACCCUCAGCUAAUCACAGGCUGAUGAGAGGCACAGGCUUUGUCAAGCUGCUUUGCACAGGCCAAGGUGCUAAUCAGCUGCAUGGUGUCCCCAGCAGCCCCUGGCUGUGCUGGUGCAACUGAAGAACAGGCUUGGUGGGUCUGGUGCAGCCCCACAACCCCAGACACUAUGGCUCCAACAUGCAGAGCAGCAUGGCCACUGGGGCCACAGCUUUCUUGCUCAUGUGAAGGCUCAAAUAUGCUCUCUGCAACUUGCACCAGCAUAACUGAACAUGGAAGAAAUGCAUUUUUCCAGCUUGGCACCAGGGCUUCCCCUCAGCAGGGAGGGUGGACAGAGAUCAGGUCUGCUGGAAGGAUGUAUAACUGAGGGCAGUGUGCUGGGUUGAUGGUGCUUUGGGUGGCUCUUGCAUGAUAGCCAAGCUGGCUUUGCAAUGUAAACCAACCUUUUGUUUUGCAUCAGGCUUCAUGCCCUUGCCAUCCCCUUUCUGGCCUUUGGGGUGACUAUAGCUGUAUGGUUCCAGCUUAUGCCCCCCCUUAUUUUUUCCAAAUAGCAUUUGGCUUCUAAAUGUAGUACUAAACUCCCUGUAAAAGUAGCUAUUCUAGCAUGGAGCAGGCAGCCCUGGCUGCAGCACAGAGGCUGCAUGUAGCAGAACAAGGCUAACUGCUAUGUGCAGGUGACACUACAGCCCUGACUGCCAAGAACAAGGCCCUAGGCUGCUCUGGCACAGCUGGUCACUGCUUGCUGAUUGCCCACAGAGGCCCACCUCAAGAGGCAGGACACAGACAUCACUGUGCUUUUAGUUGAGCCUUAUUCCUCCCCACCACAGCUGGCACCAAAGCAGGCAGGAGCUGGGCAGAGGGCACUGCUUUAGGCCCAGGCCACUUUGGAGCUAGUUCACUGCUCUGGGGAAGCUGAGGCAAGUCAGGGGUACUUCCUCCCUAACCCCACUGCAGGGCUAGAGCCCUGCAAAGUGUCAGUAUGAUACACUCUGAUUAGGGAUGGAGGGCUAGGAAGUCACCCUGGCUACAGCUUCCCCCUGUGGUGGAGCUGCUGUGCCUGUAGUCAGGAACAGACACAGAAGUACAGCCAUGGCACAGCUGCCACCUCCUCCCAGGACUUCAGAGCUGUGCUAGGCUCAGGCUGCCUGAAGCCAGCCCUGAAGAGCAAGAGCUCCACCCCUUGUUCAGAUCCCAAACCUCAGGGAGGAAGAGCUUGGUUCUAUGAGCCACAGCCUUUUCUUCCAUCAGACUCCAUAAAAAAAAA